AUGACGGAGUCGUCAAUUCACCAGGGUCCAGCUUUAGACUUGGACUACGAAUCCAUGCCGUCGAAUUCACCGCUGUCGCAUCAAUUGCUAGCAGGUGCAUUUGCCGGCAUCAUGGAACAUUCAGUGAUGUUUCCCAUAGACGCGUUGAAGACCCGAAUACAGUCUGGCCAUGCUUUGCUCUCCAAUAAUAUCAUACAAAACAUUUCAAAGAUAUCCACCCUAGAGGGAUCUACGACUCUUUGGAAAGGUGUGCAAUCCGUCAUCCUCGGUGCAGGCCCCGCACACGCGGUAUACUUUGGUACUUACGAAUUCUGUAAGUCAAGGCUUAUAGACGAACAAGAUAUGCAUACGCACCAGCCGAUAAAAACUGCAAUCAGUGGGGCUUGUGCCACAGUCGCAUCAGACGCAUUAAUGAACCCAUUCGAUACAUUGAAACAGCGAGUACAGCUCAGCCCAAACUCGAAAGUUUGGGCGGUAGCAGGCGAAAUGUACAGGACUGAGGGUAUAUCUGCAUUUUACUACUCGUACCCCACCACAAUUGCAAUGAACAUACCGUUUACUGCAUUGAACUUUGUCAUUUACGAGUCAUCAACGAAAAUAUUGAACCCAACGGGAGGGUAUAACCCACUGGUACACUGUCUCUGCGGUGGGAUAAGUGGGACACUCUGUGCUGCAAUCACAACCCCCUUAGACGUGAUAAAAACCACGUUGCAAGUUAGAGGCAGCGAUAGAGUCUCCUUGGAGAUAUUCAGACAAGCGGACACCUUCAGCAAGGCAGCAAGGGCUAUAUUCAAAGUUCAUGGUUACAAGGGGUUUUGGAGAGGGUUGCAGCCAAGGAUUGUAGCCACUAUGCCCGCCACUGCUAUAUCAUGGACUGCGUACGAGUGUGCCAAGCACUUCCUUUUGACUAUUUCUUGA
This is a messenger RNA of Huiozyma naganishii CBS 8797, 918 nucleotides long. RefSeq names its product Fe(2+) transporter (gene MRS3). The transcript has a single exon. Gene Ontology annotation, biological process: iron import into the mitochondrion. NCBI's taxonomy places the organism in Eukaryota, Fungi, Ascomycota, Saccharomycetes, Saccharomycetales, Saccharomycetaceae. The record is from RefSeq and is a predicted model, not a curated record. Gene Ontology annotation, cellular component: mitochondrial membrane. Gene Ontology annotation, molecular function: ferrous iron transmembrane transporter activity. Bases 1 to 918 code for a protein of 305 amino acids.